AUGAGCGACUCAUGGAGGCCUGUGCUCGUCUUAUCGCUGCGGAAACUCGGCGCGAAGGCGCGGGGACCAGAUGUAGAAGUCACCCCUGGCGCUUCUCAAACUGAUGAGGUAACCGCGCACCCGUUCCUUGACGAUAUCCUAAUCGGGCUAGCGUACCGGAUGGCCUGGACCGCUGAGUCAUCAAUUGGAUGCGUGGGCUUGAAGCCGCAAUUUCGCAUUCUUCGAGUCUCCUGUGUCGCAUCAACCAUGGAUUUCGCCAGUCUUACGCGCCCGUCAGUCAUCUGCCACUGCCGACGUUGCUUCAGCUCGUUGGCUGUCUUGGAAAAUGAAUGGGCUGAGGUUUCCAGUUUCUAUGCCACGGCAACGGCAUGGCUGAGCGUCGACUCUGACCGUAUCUCAGUGUCCUCGCAACGCAAGAGGAUCCCUGAGACGUCCGACGCGAGUCUGAUCAGGGGUCGCAUCGCACAGGAGGCAUGUUGCAGAAUGUGUCCUACCUCAUCAAAGCUGGGUGUACUGGUGGAAAUGGAUAAUGGUCCGAUCUUCAUUUGGAAAAUGUCCAAAGUUGCCUUUAGGGAAGUCGUGUCGAUGCGUCCCACCGAGCCCGUCUUUAAACAGGGGGCAAUCGAGAAAUUAAUCAACCCGCCGCCGAAAGAGCCCCUGCGCAGUGCCCGUAGCUCGAUCCAUGAUGAUGCCCUUGUUCCUGCUGGCGCAACCGAUUUUCGCUCCAUGGAACCUAUGAUGCAGCAACACAUGCAACAUCAGGGACGAAGUAUCGAUCAAAUCUCGAGCUCAGUGAACAACCUGCAGGACACCAUGUCAGACCUCAAACACUCGUUCACAGCUCUUCGAAUCGAACUGAGUGGCCCAAACCGGUAUGUGGGGGAAACCGGGGCCACAAACGGAACGAAUUUCGACAUGAUCGCGACCGUAUUGAAAGAGUUGAAGAUCAAGUCGGACGAGAUCGAAAAACUCAAGCUGGAGAUCGAGGCGUUGAAACUGAAGGCCCGCUUGGCCGAAGAAUCAAAACCACACACACCGGACUAUAUGUUUGGCUUGGAAGGAGCGCUGCCGCAAGUGCAAAGUCCCGAUUUAUUACAAGCCGGGCGGAAACGUGGCUGGGACGAUACGUUUUCCGGUCGAAACACCUUGACUGUCGCGGAUUCGUUCGACGAAGAAGACAUGGGGGAUGAUAUAUCGAUUACUGGGGAAUACGCCGUCAAUGGGCAUCAUAUCCCUCUGAGAGAAUUAGCACAGGACAGGUCGACUCCGCGGCAACAAGAUCCUUAUGCCCCACCCAACGACCGAGAAUGGAGGCCGAGUAAUCCUGAGCAGAGCCCGGCGAAGCGGCAACGUCUCACUCAGCUGCGAAAGGAGGGAAAUCAAAACCCUGAGCGGAGAGGUCCCGGCCGGCCCAGAAAGUCGACCGAUGGUACAGUUCCGACCUCACAGAAACCUCAGCGCAACGGAGAGUCCCAAGCGUCAGGGUCAAAUCCAAACUCUGCUCCACGCCCGCGUGGAAGGCCGCGUCGCAGUGUUCUCCCGGGAUCUGAUCAAACAACUGAACCAGAUUCUCAAGACAUGCAAAAGAUGCAAGAGAUGAACCGGUCCGAACAAAGCCCCGUCAAAGGCACUGCCGCCGCCACCACCUCCUCUACUGGCGAUGCCAGUUCAACGCUGCCAGCCGGGAUUGACGUUCCUGCUCAGCUCAAAAUUUCAAGUCAGAACGGAAAACCCACUCGAAGCGAAGUGCCCACUCGGCCCGAAAUCCAAAAAAGGGCAGAUGGGGGCGGUCCGAAAGGAAUGAAGGGAGAUCAAAAUGACACAUCCGCAAGGCUAAAACGUAGGGCCAGUAUUGCGGCGCGGGACGCUAUGGUUCGCAAUGAGAUGUGGCGCGAGGAAGCGAUGGAAACGGAGCAAGCAUGA
Penicillium argentinense is the source of this 1923-nucleotide messenger RNA. RefSeq lists its product as uncharacterized. The record is from RefSeq and is a predicted model, not a curated record. The transcript has 3 exons. The coding region runs from base 1 to 1923 and encodes 640 amino acids. Lineage: Eukaryota; Fungi; Ascomycota; Eurotiomycetes; Eurotiales; Aspergillaceae.